This is a messenger RNA of Labrus bergylta (ballan wrasse), 2405 nucleotides long. It is a transcript of the gene cript, whose product is annotated as cysteine-rich PDZ-binding protein. NCBI's taxonomy places the organism in Eukaryota, Metazoa, Chordata, Actinopteri, Labriformes, Labridae. Gene Ontology annotation, biological process: cytoplasmic microtubule organization. Gene Ontology annotation, cellular component: dendrite. Gene Ontology annotation, molecular function: PDZ domain binding; microtubule binding. The record is from RefSeq and is a predicted model, not a curated record.
GUUGCGCGAGAACAGGAAGGAAGGCAGGAACGGAAGUUUACAAACACGGAACGAGAAAGCUAAUGCUCAGCUAAUAUUGUUGUUUUGAUCGUCAACAGUCGACUGCUUUGAUUGAAAAUAACAUAAAGUCAAGAUGGUUUGUGAAAAGUGUGAGAAGAAACUCGGUAAAGUCAUCACACCUGACACCUGGAAGGAUGGAGCACGAAAUACAACAGAGGGGGGUGGACGUAAGCUAAACGAAAACAAGAUGCUGACUUCAAAGAAAGCCAGAUUUGACCCGUACAGCAAGACAGGAUUUGCUAUCUGCAGGAUCUGCAAGAGCUCUGUCCAUCAGUCUGGAUCCCACUACUGUCAGGGCUGUGCAUAUAAGAAAGGAAUAUGUGCAAUGUGUGGAAAGAAGGUUUUGGAUACCAAGAACUACAAACAGACAUCAGUGUGACGACAUGACAAUCAGAGAGCAGGUCAACGAGUGAAUAACAGACAGAAGGAUGAGACAGGCAUGUUUUUUUCCACCACCCUGUCACAUUUUCACUAUUCAUCCCACCCUGUUAUAGACACCUAUAACUCUUUAAUAGUUAUUCCUCCCUCCUACUUGGAAGAGAGACUUUUGGAGGAGGCUUUACAACACGAUAUAAAACAAUGCUGCUGUAUCUUUUACAGUGGCCAUAAUUAAGGUAGCACCAGUUAUCACCAUCUGUUCAUCAUGUCAGGUAUUCAAGACUUUAUGUAUAUUUUAAAUUUCAUUUUUUGACUUGGAUUCUUUUACUUUUGCUUUUAAAAUCUGUUUGUAAUAUAUCGCAUUGUUUAUUUUGAGUGAAUAAAAGCAUUCAUUAUGAGGACAGGAUUAUUAUUUUGUAUGUCUGCCUGCAGGCAUGAAGAGUACAAUUUUAGCCUCUUACGCACAACAUACCCACAUUCACCCUGUAUGCCGGUAGUAAUUGGUUUACCUUUACAAAAUCCGAUUUAGAAACUGCAUGCUCUCCUCCCAGUGUUGUCAGAGACUGAGGUUAUAGUUCACAGGUUGUCUGACGACAGGCAUUUGAUAUUUAAAGGCCUUUCUCUCCCUCAGGCUUUCAACCACACAUGAACACUCGCGCUUGUGUCUCAUUAUUGAUUUAUGCCCUGGUACCACAGCAGAAAAACAGUCCCCUGUCUCUGGCUAAUACAGGCCAUAACAGUAAUCACUGUAGCCUGGGAGUCGGAUUUUAAAGUGGUUUAGCCAAACAAAAAAAAAAACAUAUUUCUAGUAUUUUACCACCCCCUCCUAAAAAAGAAAACAGUCAGUUCUGGUUGCACUUACUACAGCUUUAUCACUGGUUUAUAUAAGUCUUAAUCCUCACGUUUGUUUGUUAGUUUGUUAUAUCUGUGCCCUUUGGCUCCAGUUAUUCUGUGAUGUGGUGCAUUUGGGGACAUCACUUUAACAUCCCUGUUUGUACCUAUUAUACAACCGACCAUAGGGACUUUUAAUGCUCAGGUAAUGUGGAUGAAGUCCAUCAGUGACGCAAAAUACUGUUGAACAUCAACUUCAUGUGUAAUAGUACACAUGAUGUUCAAUAUUUACUUUUUAAGGAUUUUGGAUAUGAGGAUGAAGCCCUAUGUCUACUUGACCCCUUAUUUUCCCUCCAGUUUCAAGACAUGUUAUGGUGUAUUUUAUUUCAGAAUGGCAUUGCACAUUAAUUAACAGGAGCAUUUAAGUCUAUUAUGUAAAUGUCACUGAUUUAGCCAUACAAACUAACUUUGAUUGGCUGUCCCUAGGAGGCUUAUGGUAUGUGAAAAUAUGUUAGAAAGCACAGAAACUCAUUUGCACUAACUUACUGAGCACAUAAUUACAAGAACGCACAUUUGGUAAAGUUAAUAGGAAAACAAUGACCAAAUUAUGAUUGGUGACAGUUUAUCUGAUUGUCCGGAUACCACUGUUUUAAGAGGUUUAUUGGAAUCCAGAGACUGUUGAUUUGGUUUUAUGGUUAAAUGAAGAGGGGGAAAGGCAUAACAAGGAAAAGUGUUAUGCAAAUUUAAAACAUAAGCAAUUUUAGUCAUGUUUCCAAAGCUUUAGGAAUUCAAUUCUGAUUAAAUCAAACAAUUAUAUAACAAUUUUUACUAUUUACCCAAUGUUUCUGAGCUAACUUAUAAGAAUCAGUAGUUAAAUGUUCCCUAUACAUCUAAAAUUUUCCAUUUUGAAUUUGAUUCUGUUCACAACCUUUUGAACCUGUUGUGAAUUUUUAUUUUGCCUCCAUAUUCAAAUACAUGAACUGCUGGUUGUAUUCUCCAUAUUACUACUAUACUAUAUGAUCUUGGUCUGGAACUCUGUUUACAGACCCAAAAUACAACUUACACACUUCUAUUGACAUUUAGAUGUGAACAUUAAGUUUCUAUCCAAAUAAAGAUAUCGACCAAUGUUACACAGA